AUGCAUCACCACGAGAGAAGUAACUCAAGGGAUCGGGGGUUAAAUUCCAGUGCUCAUGCUGGCACCAAUCAAGAGGCCAGGGACCGAAAUGUCCUGCGCCACGCUCCUCAAGUGGAGUCCCCGUGGAUGCCGUCAUCCAGAGAGUUGGACCGGUUGGCCGCCAUGACUACCGAACGGGAUCGAAUCCCGUUGUUCGAUUGCAGGAAGAUCUGUCCACCUGAUUCCAGCACGGAAACUAUCCGUGCUGAGGAAGAACUAUUCACCGAUGUGUUUUUCAAACAUCUGUGGUACAAUAACAGCUGUGUUCGAGACGGUAAAGCCUUGCUGCAAGGAUGGAAUGCCCUCAUCCACAACAUCGAGUGUAUUGGCCAUGAGGCUUGGCUCGCCAAACUUGAUGCAGCUCGCAUCAGGUUUGAGAAGCACAACCCAGCAGGGAUGCGACACAAGUUGCCCCGGCUCUCAAGAGAGGCAGGAUUACCUUGUCUCUCGUGGGGUGAUUCGUGUCCAGGUUGCCUAGACAACUCGAACCGUGCCCCUAGGGUGGCCUACAUCCCUAAUAAUCCCUACUGGAGGGCGCGCAUCUCUUCCGAGAUGGCCGAAGGGAUUGACACCUUCCAAUCCCUGAACUCGCGUUCGGGGGGGUCAUUUUCUGACGGCCCUUCUUCGAACGCAGCGGGUGGGUCUCGUCGUACUGCUCGACGAGACAGAAGACAUCAACAAUCAUCUGGACUCGAGGCUCCCAUCUGCCGCACGCUGGUGGAUAGCCACGCCAGAGGACGAGGUAACUCGUCCGGACGCCAUUCACGUUGCGGUGGUUCAAAUUACACUUCACCAGAAAGCUUUGAAUGCCGCCAGAGUCCACCGAAGGAUGUGGUGGUGGCGGGAGCACCUGAUCCGGCUCGAGGGUCGGAUCAGCCUGAUGUUCAGGAUCUGAACCGUGUCAAGAACAGUUACAAGAUGACCUAG
Messenger RNA from Peronospora matthiolae, 966 nucleotides. NCBI's taxonomy places the organism in Eukaryota, Oomycota, Peronosporomycetes, Peronosporales, Peronosporaceae. The record is from the annotation of a GenBank genome assembly.